Penicillium crustosum is the source of this 975-nucleotide messenger RNA. Its product is annotated as intradiol ring-cleavage dioxygenase. The transcript is spliced from 2 exons. The record is from RefSeq and is a predicted model, not a curated record. Bases 1 to 975 code for a protein of 324 amino acids. NCBI's taxonomy places the organism in Eukaryota, Fungi, Ascomycota, Eurotiomycetes, Eurotiales, Aspergillaceae. Gene Ontology annotation, molecular function: oxidoreductase activity, acting on single donors with incorporation of molecular oxygen, incorporation of two atoms of oxygen; ferric iron binding.
AUGCGCUUCUUGACUCUCUUCUCAACGGCAACCCUGGCCUUCUUUGCCCUUGCACACGAAGGCCCUCACCGGCUACCAACCGACAAGGAAUUUUCUCGCAAAGCCUCUUUAUCUGCUCGUUGCUCGGAACAUGUUGCUCACUUCAACAAGCGACGUAUGAAGCGUGACUUCAAUCCCCACGCUCGAGGCAAUACCACUGUUCAGAUCCAAACCCAAGCCCCUCUUUACGAGACGAUCCAGAAUGAUACCUGCGUUCUUAGUCCUGCAAUUACAGCUGGCCCCUACUACUGGCCGCACUCUCAAACUAUCCGUCAAGAUAUGACAGAGACCCAGGAUGGUGUCCCUCUGUGGCUGGACAUUGGAGUUUUGGAUAUGGCCACCUGCAAGCCAUUGGAAGGUGCGAUGGUUGACCUAUGGCACUGCAAUGCCACCGGAAGCUAUUCAAGCUUUACUGAGUUGUCCCCAAAUACCAAAUUCCCGGCACUUCUGUCUGAACUUGGGAAAAAUGUUUCAGACUUUGAGGUUGGCACCACUGAUAUCCACACCGACUCGCAAACCUGGCUGCGAGGAAUGUGGCCAACCGAUAAGCAUGGGAUGAUGCAGAUGAAGACCAUUUUCCCAGGAUUUUACAUCGAAAGGGCUAUUCACAUUCAUGUCCAGGUCCAUACAGACUGGACCACUCAGGAGAAUGGCACUCUCGUCUUCGAAAACACCGUGAGCACUGGGCAACUGUAUUUCGAGGAGGAACUCGAGAAGAAGGUUAUGGCUCUCCAACCAUAUGCCUCUCAUACGCAGAUCAACCGCACCCAGAACGAUGUCGAUAUGGAGUUCUCCAAGGGUGAAGCGAAUGGUUAUAACCCGGUCGUCUCUGUGGUUCCUGUGGAUGAUGAUGACCUCACUAAGGGAUUGAUCGGAUACAUCACCAUCGGCGUUGAUACCACUGCAAUUGAGGAUGAGCAUUGGUCUGCUUCAUAG